GAGAGUUCACUGGUUUGGUUCAAUCCUGAUGGCAUGCAAGAUGAUAGUGAUUUUUACUAUCUUGGUGUUAUUUGUGGAAUAGCGCUCUACAACCAUCAUUAUAUAAACCUUGACUUCCCACUGGCCUUGUACAAGAAACUCCUCCAGCUGAGUCCCACUCUGAAUGAUCUGGAGGAACUGUCUCCUGUGGAGGCCAGAAGUCUGAAAAGCCUUCUUGAGGAGGACGAGGACGAGGUAGUGGAAAUGCUCUUUUUGGAUUUCACGGUCAAAGGGCAAGAGCUCAUUCCAAAUGGAAAUCAAAUUCCAGUGACUAAAUCUAAUAG
This is a messenger RNA of Sinocyclocheilus rhinocerous, 323 nucleotides long. Its product is annotated as probable E3 ubiquitin-protein ligase HERC3. Gene Ontology annotation, molecular function: ubiquitin protein ligase activity. The record is from RefSeq and is a predicted model, not a curated record. The annotation marks the transcript as partial. The transcript has 4 exons. Gene Ontology annotation, biological process: protein ubiquitination; ubiquitin-dependent protein catabolic process. Lineage: Eukaryota; Metazoa; Chordata; Actinopteri; Cypriniformes; Cyprinidae. Gene Ontology annotation, cellular component: cytoplasm.